Molecule: messenger RNA, 2023 nt
Organism: Teleopsis dalmanni
Lineage: Eukaryota; Metazoa; Arthropoda; Insecta; Diptera; Diopsidae
Product: huntingtin-interacting protein 1-like
Exons: 5
Coding region: 66-1952 (628 amino acids)
Biological process (GO): endocytosis; actin filament organization; clathrin coat assembly
Cellular component (GO): actin cortical patch; clathrin-coated vesicle
Molecular function (GO): actin filament binding; clathrin light chain binding; phosphatidylinositol-3,5-bisphosphate binding
Source: RefSeq, a predicted model, not a curated record
CAGAAAACAGUGGAGAACAACAAAAUAUUAUAACAUCUGAAGAAAAAUUCACAAAGCUGAAACUUAUGUAUGCACAAAUUAGAGAUGAACAUAUCCACCUAUUACGACAGCAUGGAGAAACAAAUAAAAUAUUAAAUACGGAGCGCCAAAAUAACUCUUUACUUCAAAAUGAAUUAACGGAAAAUAAAGUGCUAAUUAGAGACAUGGAAUGUAAGUUAAAUGUUGUUGAAAAACUAAAGAAACAAAAUUCUCUUUUAGAGACUAAUAUUGCGGAUUCGAUAAAUAAAUAUGAUUCGCUUUUAAUCGAAAAUAAGAAAUUAAAAACAGAUCACUUGCAGCUAAAAAUAUUUCAGGAAUCAAAAUUAAGUGAUCAAAUCAAAGAAACAGAAAAUUUAAAAUUAACUUUAAAAGAUUUAAACGAAUCAUUCCUUAAAGAAUCCGAAGAACAAGAAAAAGAAAACACUGUUUUAAAAUCCCAAAUAAAUAGUAAAUUAGACGAAAUUAAAAAAAUUCAAGAAAAAUGUGAAUUUGAAGUAAAUCAUAAAGAAACUGAGCUUUUCAACAUUAAAAAAUCUCUUCAAAAUUGUAUUAUACAGUUAAAGGAAAAAGAACAGGAAUACAAGUCCUUGAUGAAUUAUAAAGAUUCAAUUGAAUUACGUUACAACAAUUUGAACUUGAGUAAUGAAGCUUGUAAGGAACGAGUUAUAAAAGCAGAAUCGGAACUUGAAAUUACUAAAUCGAAUAGGGAAACUGAUAACAAAAGGCAUAAAAUGAUGUUUAUGUCAUUAAUAAGUUCUAUAUUAGAAACAAACAGAUUUUUGUUAAACACUAAAUUUGAUGAGUCUUAUGAAGAACCAUUUAAUAAAUCCAUAGCUGCUUGUAAUGAAAUUAUAGAAACGUUGGAUAAAUUAGAUAAUAUAACUACACAGCACUGCAUAGAUGACAGCCAUUUGGGAGAAUUAGCAUUAAAAUAUACAUCAAUUGCUUGCAACAGUAUUGUACUACAUGAGAAAUGCAUUUUAAUAUCAAAAACUUCCACGGAUAUUUUACAUAUUGAAGAUAUAACAAAAAGACUUUACGAUUUAAAAAAACCUUUAAUUGUUCUUAAUUCAUUACUCGGUGAUGUCAAUAAGAAAAACGAUAUAAAUGUAUGUGUUGCAGACAUUAAAAGAGAACUAUGUGACAUGUUGUUAUUAUUCCAAAAAUUGCAAGUACAAUGUAAAGAUAGUUUAGCCUAUGAACAACUUAUUGAAAGAGAGAUUUUUGAAAUGGAGAAGGCUAUCGAAGAAGCGGCUAUGAAGUUUGUGUUGAUGUUAAAAAAUUCAAAGUCAAAUGAUAAUGGAAUUAAAUUGGAAGUCAAUGAAAAAAUUUUGGAUGCUUGCGCAAAUUUAAUGAAAUGCAUUAAAGAACUAAUUCAUAAUUCUAAAAUUUUGCAGGACGAAAUUUUAUCAACUGGAUGUGGAUCAAUAUCGGUUACUGAGUUUUAUACACGUAAUAGUCAUUGGACGGAUGGGUUAAUUUCAGCAUCAAAAAGCGUAGCAAAAGGAGCAAAUUUACUUGUAGAAGCAGCAAAUAAAUCUCUUUCAACAGAAAAUAAUGACAAUUUUGAAAUAAUUGUAGCUGCGCAAGAAAUUGCUGCGUGUACUGCGCAGCUAGUGAUUGCUAGCAAAGUAAAAGCUUCAAGAAGUAGUACAAAACUAAAAGAUUUGACUAAAGCAUCUCGUUACGUAUCUGAAGCUACUGGAUUUCUUGUAGCCACUGUUAAAGAUGGUAAUCAUCGGUUAGAACAAUUGGACGACAUCGAUUUAACUAAACUUACGGCUUCUCAAGCUAAAACAAUGGAAAUGGACAUACAAGUGAAAGUACUGGAACUGGAACAAGCUUUACAAUCAGAAAGAAUAAAACUCUCAUCAUUCCGACGUAAAUUUUAUCAUAGUUCUGAUAGCAUGUAAACAUUUUAUAAAUUUUUAAAGUAUGUAUUAAUUUUAUGACCCGAUGUAAAUAUAUACUAUACAAACUAUAA